UGCACCGGGAGACGACAAACAUUGGAGACACUGCAUCAUGAAUACUCUGUCUCAAGCCAAUGGCACCUUUGCCAUCCAUCUUUUGAAGAUGCUCUGUCAAGGCGACCCUUCAGAAAAUGUGUGUUUUUCUCCUAUGAACAUCUCCUCUGCCCUAGCUAUGGUUCUCUUGGGUGCAAAGGGAGACACUGCAGUCCAGAUAUGUCAGGCACUUCAUUUAAACCCAGAUGAAGAUAUCCAUCAGGGCUUCCAGUUGCUUCUCCAUNACCUGAACGAGCAAAAAAACAAAAAGUACUGCCUUAGAAUGGCCAACAGGCUCUUUGCAGAAAGUACUUGUGAAUUACUUCCAACCUUUAAGGAGUCCUGUCUUAAAUUCUAUCACUCUGAGAUGGAGCAGCUCUCUUUUGCCAAAGCUGCAGAGGAGUCCAGGCAACACAUAAACAUGUGGGUCUCCAAACAGACUAACGGUAAAAUCCCAGACUUACUGUCAAAAGACUCAGUUGACUCAGAGACCAGGCUGAUUCUCGCCAAUGCCUUAUAUUUCCAAGGAACAUGGAAAAAAUUCUUUGAAAAAAAUAGCACCAAGGAAAGGCCCUUUAAGAUAAACAAGACGGAAAGAAAGCCAGUGCAGAUGAUGUUGCAGGAAGACACAUUUUCCCAUGCCUAUGUGAAGGAAAUCCAGGCACAAGUGCUGGUGAUGCCCUAUGAGGGCAUAGAUUUGAGUUUUGUGGUCCUACUCCCAGAUGAGGGUGUGGACAUCAGUAAGGUGGAAAACAUUCUCACUUUUGAGAAGCUAACAGCCUGGACCAAAACAGACUUUGUGAAUGCCACUAAGCUUUAUGUUUAUCUUCCAAAAUUUCAACUACAAGAAAAUUAUGAUAUGAAUUCCCUGUUAAAGCAUUUGGGAAUUUUGGAUGUCUUCCAUGGAAGCAAGGCUGACUUAUCAGGAAUGUCUACUAAGGAAGACCUGUGUCUGUCCAAGUUUGUUCACAAGUGUGUGGUAGAGGUCAAUGAAGUAGGAACAGAGGCCGCUGCAGCCUCGGCUCUAAAAGCUGUAUUUUUAAGUUUGUCAUCUUCCUAUCCCAAAACAUUCUGUGCUGACCACCCCUUCCUUUUCUUCAUCAUGCACAACAAAACUAACAGCAUCCUGUUCUGUGGCAGGUUCUCAUCUCCAUAAAGCAUAUUUAAUAUGUGGGGAGAGUUCUCUCUUGGCAUCUCCAUCACC
This is a messenger RNA of Mus pahari (shrew mouse), 1222 nucleotides long. RefSeq names its product serpin B9-like. Bases 38 to 1174 code for a protein of 378 amino acids. Gene Ontology annotation, molecular function: serine-type endopeptidase inhibitor activity. NCBI's taxonomy places the organism in Eukaryota, Metazoa, Chordata, Mammalia, Rodentia, Muridae. Gene Ontology annotation, biological process: negative regulation of endopeptidase activity. The transcript has 7 exons. The record is from RefSeq and is a predicted model, not a curated record. Gene Ontology annotation, cellular component: cytoplasm.